GAAUUUCCAUUAGAGCCUACAUAUCUCCUUUCCAACCAAUGGAGCAUCCCUCAACCAGGAUCGUCUGCGUGUUGAGUGUAAUAUUUCCGACAUCCCGUGAAGGCAUCAUGUGUUACAGUUGAAGGUAUCAUGGCGCAGACAGAGGAGGCCGACGAGAUCACCGCCGCGUCAAACUUUAAUUACACCUCGAUUUAUCCACUAUUAACUCCUUAUACUCUCUAAAAUCAUUAACAUCCAGUGAAGACGAAUACUGACGAAAACAUCAUUCUGACCACAACCACCGGACACUGAGACACCCAGAGAGAGGAGAGAUGGAAAAGCCGGUGUUGCAGACACAACCGUCCACCCUGCCUUUUUUCGACACGGCCCACGCCUUCAACCUGCUGCGGGGAAUCCAUGAGCUCCGUGCCGAACGAAAGUUUUUCGAUGUGACUUUGUGUGCCGAGGGCCGCGAGUUCCAAUGUCACCGCACAGUGCUAGCCGCUGCCAGCACCUACUUCCGGGCUAUGUUCGCAGGGACUUUGAGGGAGAGUGCUAUGGACAAGGUAGUUCUACAUGAGGUGUCGGCUGAGCUUUUGGGCCUGCUGGUGGACUUCUGCUAUACAGGACGGGUCACCGUCACGCAGGAUAAUGUGGACGUCUUGCUGAAGACGGCCGAUCUGUUUCAGUUCCCGUCCGUCAAAGAGGCCUGCUGUGCUUUUCUGGAGCAGCGGCUUGAUGUUUCCAACUGCUUAGAGAUCCAGGACUUUGCAGAGGCCUUCGCUUGCCGGGAGCUGGCGACCAGCGCUCGCGGCUUCGUCCUCAAAAACAUAAUGGAGCUGUCUAAAGCGACAGACUUUGUGCGGUUGCCGUGGAAGCGCCUCCUCGAGUUUGUGUCAGAUGAUGGGCUUAGCGUGGACAAGGAGGAGGCAGUUUAUCAAAUUGCAGUCCGCUGGGUGAAGGCCGACCUCCAGCGGAGACUGCACUACUGGCCCGAGCUGCUCCAGCAGAUUCGGCUCCCCUUCGUCAGGAGGUUCUUUCUGUUGGCCCACGUGGAGUGCGACCCGCUCGUCUACCUGUCGCCCACCUGCCUCCGCAUGGUAAACGAAGCUCGUAGCUUCCAGUCCUGCGAGUAUGACCGCCACGACAGGCCCUGCCACCGAAUGCGGCCGCGGCCAUCCACGGGACUGGCAGAAAUCCUGGUGGUGGUGGGAGGCUGCGACCAGGACUGUGAUGAGCUGGUCACAGUGGACUGUUACAACCCCCAGACCGGACAGUGGCGCUACCUGGCUGAGUUCCCCGACCACCUCGGAGGAGGCUACAGCAUAGCUGCCCUCGGAAACGACAUGUAUGUCACAGGUGGCUCUGAUGGCUCCCGCCUCUACGACGGCGUGUGGCGCUACAAGUCAAGCGUCAACGAGUGGACGGAGGCGUCGCCCAUGUUGAAGGCCCGCGAGUACCACAGCUCUGUUGUGGUGAAAGGUCAGCUGUACGUGGUGGCGUCGGACAGCACCGAGCGCUACGAUCAGGCUCUGGACUGCUGGGAGGCCUUACCGCCCAUGCAGCACGCCAUGGACAACUGCUCCACCACCACGUGCAACGGACGCCUGUAUGCCAUCGGCUCUCUGACCGGGGAGGACACCAUGGCCAUCCAGAGCUAUGAUGCAGACACCAACCACUGGGCCAUGGUCAGCUGUGGACAGCUGCCCCCGUGGUCCUUCACACCGAAAACUGUGACCCUCAAAAGCCUCAUCUACUUCAUCAGGGAUGACUCAGCCGAGGUUGAUGUUUAUAAUCCUCAGAAGAACGAGUGGGACAAAAUUAGUCCGAUGACCCAGGUCCACGUCGGAGGCAGUGUGGCAGCCCUGGGCGGUAAAUUAUACGUGUCCGGUGGUUAUGACAAUACGUUUGAGCUGUCAGAUGUGGUGGAGGCGUUCGACCCCACCACCCGCUCGUGGACUCUCGCUGGACGACUACCUCAGCCGACCUUCUGGCACGGCAGCGUCAGCAUAUUCCGCCAGUUCAUGCCCCAGGUGUCCAGUGCAUUUGAACCCACUGACAUGCCCGAGGCAAACGUCAUCCAAUUGCACCGGCACCAGCGUCACCAAGCGCUCCACAAUCUCAACAACAAUCUCAACCAAAACCAGAACCAGGAUGUGAACCAAGCGCACUGAGUUUGGACCUGGAAAUCCCUGUUUCAUUCAGUCUGUUCUUCUGUCGUCGUCUGUUGACUGGGUGAAUUACAAAAAGGCCUGGUGUUUGUUAGACCUGUCUGGUCUCACUGCGUGGGAGAUAGAACAGUUUAAGGAAGCUGCUGCCUUCGAAUUGAAGGUGGAGAAGUUAACCAAAACCAAAAAGUUAGUCCUCAGGGUCGGGGUAUGUUCAAUCAGAACUAGUUCCCAGGAUGUGCUAUCCGACCACGUUGGAAAUCAGAAAGAUCAAACCCCGGCUCAUUUCCCACCUCCACACAGCUCAACAAUCACGGCCUGAAGUGAGUGUGAAUGUAAGAUUGUCUGUUUUACUGGCAGCUUCAUCCUGGAGGUCUUUUCUCUUGUAAAACCACAAUAUAGUCUUUAUCAACACUUUUGAUACUGCAUGCAAUGUCACCUUUGUGUCUUUUGUCCAAGUAUUUUUUCUAAUGCAGCGUCUUCUUCGCCUCAUUCUGGUGCAUCAAGCAGUGAUAGAUAGAUAGAUAGAUAGUAACUUUAUUGAUCCUGAGGGAAAUUCAAGAUGGGCAUGUAACUGCG
Sebastes umbrosus (honeycomb rockfish) is the source of this 2726-nucleotide messenger RNA. RefSeq names its product kelch-like family member 21 (gene klhl21). The record is from RefSeq and is a predicted model, not a curated record. The transcript is spliced from 5 exons. Lineage: Eukaryota; Metazoa; Chordata; Actinopteri; Perciformes; Sebastidae. Gene Ontology annotation, biological process: protein ubiquitination. Bases 312 to 2153 code for a protein of 613 amino acids. Gene Ontology annotation, molecular function: protein binding.